UCACACAAAUUGCAGUACAUUAAUUUGUCCUUUGAAAUGGCAAGUGGUGCAAUGAGAGUUGGCAUUCUGUUUUUGCUUUGUUUUCAUGUUCUUGUGGUGAGUACUACUGUUGUUAUUGCUAGGACCAUAAAUGAUGACAAGAAGUUUCCGAUAAUCGGCAAGGGUGGAGGGUUUGGAGGGGGUGGGGGGUUUGGAGUAGGUGGUGGAGGCGGAUUUGGGGGUGGAGGUGGUUUUGGAGGUGGCGGUCUUGGUGAUGGAGUCGGAGGAGGAUAUGGAAAGGGUGGUGGGGUUGGUGGUGGUUUAGGAGGUGGUGGUGGAAUUGGAGGAGGGUUUGGCAAGGGUGGUGGAGUUGGUGGUGGCAUUGGCAAAGGUGGUGGUCUAGGAAGUGGUGGUGGAGUUGGAGGAGGGUUUGGAAAGGGUGGUGGAAUUGGAGGUGGCAUUGGUAAAGGUGGUGGUCUAGGAGGUGGUGUUGGUGGUGGAGUUGGAGGAGGGUUUGGCAAAGGUGGCGGAAUUGGAGGUGGCAUUGGCAAAGGUGGUGGUCUAGGAGGUGGUGGUGGAGUUGGAGGAGGGGUUGGCAAGGGUGGCGGAAUUGGAGGUGGCAUUGGUAAAGGUGGUGGUGUUGGUGGUGGAGUUGGAGGAGGGUUUGGCAAGGGUGGUGGAGUUGGUGGUGGCAUUGGCAAAGGUGGUGGUGGUGGAGUUGGAGGAGGGGUUGGCAAGGGUGGCGGAAUUGGAGGUGGCAUUGGUGGUGGAGUUGGUGGUGGCAUUGGCAAAGGUGGUGGUCUAGGAGGUGGUGGUGGCGUUGGAGGAGGGUUUGGCAAGGGUGGCGGAAUUGGAGGUGGCAUUGGUAAAGGUGGUGGUCUAGGAGGUGGUGGAAUUGGGGGAGGGUUCGGCAAGGGUGGAGGAAUUGGUAAAGGUGGUGGUAUUGGGGGUGGUUUUGGAAAAGGUGGUGGAGUAGGCGGAGGAUAUGGCAAGGGUGGUGGCUUUGGAGGCGGUGUCGGUAAGGGGGGUGGAAUUGGUGGAGGUUUUGGCAAGGGAGGUGGUGUAGGUAGUGGUUUUGGAAAAGGUGGAGGAAUUGGCGGCGGCUUUGGUAAAGGUGGAGGGUUCGGUGGUGGCAUGGGCGGUGGUUCUGGUGGAGGGUUUGGCGGCGGAUUUGGAAAAGGUGGAGGAGUAGGAGGAGGAUUCGGGGGAGGUGGCGGUGGCGGUGGCGGCGGUGGAAUUGGACAUAAUUAAUUUACUCUUCUCAGCAUGGAUUCAAGAUAUUACAAGCAUACCAAUUCAAAAUAUCUAUUAUACCAACCAUUAUUAUCCCUCUUUUAUUUAUUACAAUUAUUUUGUCAUGAAUGAUUUAUAGUUAUAAAGUUGAAAAUUUCUUCAUCCUACAAUUUCAAAGUUGUAAUCUGUCUAGAGGGCAGAAUUCAAAAAUAGUUGAUGUAACAUGUAACGUUCAAAAAUAUCAUAAUCUUAGAAGGAAAAAAGAAAUAAAAAAUUAAGUACAAUUA
Sesamum indicum (sesame) is the source of this 1499-nucleotide messenger RNA. RefSeq lists its product as uncharacterized. The record is from RefSeq and is a predicted model, not a curated record. Lineage: Eukaryota; Viridiplantae; Streptophyta; Magnoliopsida; Lamiales; Pedaliaceae.